Messenger RNA from Bubalus bubalis (water buffalo), 5050 nucleotides. It is a transcript of the gene SLC9A9, whose product is annotated as solute carrier family 9 member A9. The transcript is spliced from 16 exons. Lineage: Eukaryota; Metazoa; Chordata; Mammalia; Artiodactyla; Bovidae. Gene Ontology annotation, biological process: sodium ion transport; regulation of pH; proton transmembrane transport. Gene Ontology annotation, cellular component: recycling endosome; membrane. Bases 215 to 1969 code for a protein of 584 amino acids. The record is from RefSeq and is a predicted model, not a curated record. Gene Ontology annotation, molecular function: sodium:proton antiporter activity.
CUUGUUGCUUGGGCGUAAUUAGAGACGUGCUCAGAUGGCAAAGUACCAAAACUGGAGAAAAUGUGCUGAUUGAAAUGUCAUUAGCUUGAUGAAAGGUGCUGCAGCAUAAUGAAUGCUCAUCUCUUGCCAGAUGAGCUGCUGAAAUUUGCCUUGUCACAAAAGUAAAUGCCACAGUCAUGUUCUCACGAGGCACAUAAUGCGAGUCUGUUGACAGAUGCGGGUCCAUUGUCAUGUGGGAAGUCAAACUGAGCUAGUUGUUUGUUUUUGUAAUGAUAGAUAUUGGGAAGUGGCGGCUCCGCAGUCAUCUCUCUCUGGAGGGGCUGAUGAGCAUUAUAAAGUUCUAGAAAUAACAUCACUUAAAUAUGUGUUGAGAAAAUCUUCUUACAGCACCGAGUUUCAAGAAGAAAACUUGCAGAAAUGCCUCGUAAUGGGAUUAAUUUUACGAUAUGCUACAGCACCAACUGAUAUUGAAAGUGGAACUGUAUAUGAUUGCGGAAAACUGGUCUUCAGCCCAUCAACUCUUUUGAUUAAUAUCACUGAUCAAGUUUAUGAAUAUAAAUACAAGAGAGAAAUAAGCCAACACAACAUCAAUCCUCACCAAGGCAAUGCUAUCCUUGAAAAGAUGACAUUUGAUCCAGAGAUCUUCUUCAAUGUUUUACUGCCGCCAAUUAUAUUUCAUGCUGGAUAUAGUCUAAAGAAGAGACACUUUUUUCAAAACUUGGGAUCUAUUUUAACAUAUGCCUUCUUGGGAACGGCCAUCUCCUGCAUCGUCAUAGGGUUAAUUAUGUAUGGAUUUGUGAAGGCUAUGGUAUAUGCUGACCAGCUGAAAAAUGGAGACUUUCAUUUCACUGACUGUUUGUUUUUUGGUUCACUGAUGUCUGCUACAGAUCCAGUGACGGUGUUGGCCAUUUUCCAUGAACUGCAUGUCGACCCUGACCUGUACACACUCUUGUUUGGGGAGAGUGUGUUGAACGAUGCAGUCGCCAUAGUCCUUACAUAUUCUAUAUCCAUUUACAGUCCCAAGGAGAAUCCAAACACAUUUGAUGCCGCAGCAUUUUUCCAGUCCGUGGGGAAUUUCCUGGGGAUCUUCGCCGGCUCGUUUGCCAUGGGGUCUGCAUACGCUGUUGUCACAGCUCUGUUGACCAAAUUUACCAAACUGUGCGAGUUCCCUAUGCUGGAAACGGGCCUGUUUUUCCUCCUGUCUUGGAGCGCCUUUCUGUCUGCAGAGGCCGCUGGCCUAACAGACAAGGAGGGAAGAUUUCCAAAUGAAAUGACUAUUACUGGGCAUGUUGCAACUUUACUUGGUCUGAGGAUAGUUGCUGUUCUCUUCUGUGGAGUCACGCAGGCACAUUAUACCUACAACAACCUGUCAUCGGAUUCCAAAAUGAGGACUAAACAGUUGUUUGAAUUUAUGAACUUCUUGGCUGAGAACGUCAUCUUCUGUUACAUGGGCCUGGCACUGUUCACGUUCCAGAAUCAUAUCUUCAAUGCUCUUUUCAUACUUGGAGCCUUUGUAGCAAUUUUCGUAGCCAGAGCCUGCAACAUAUAUCCCCUCUCCUUCCUCCUGAAUCUAGGCCGGAAACACAAGAUCCCCUGGAACUUUCAACACAUGAUGAUGUUUUCAGGUUUGCGAGGAGCAAUAGCCUUUGCCUUAGCUAUUCGGAACACAGAAUCUCAGCCGAAGCAAAUGAUGUUUACCACCACGCUGCUCCUCGUGUUCUUCACAGUCUGGAUAUUCGGAGGAGGAACAACUCCCAUGCUGACUUGGCUUCAGAUCAGGGUUGGUGUGGACCUGGAUGAAGAUCAGAAGGAGGAACCCUCCUCACACCAGGAAGCAAAUAAUUUGGGUAAAAGCACGACAAAAUCAGAGAGUGCCUGGCUCUUCAGAAUGUGGUACGGCUUUGACCACAAGUAUCCUUUGAUAAUGAUCAUCUUCCAGCUCCUUCUCCAUGGCAAAGAUGAGCUUUGAGCACUUCAUCACUGAGGGAGAAAAUGUCAGUCACUGGGUGAUUUUAAAGCAGCUUGGCAGUGAUUAAAGCCACAGCGGAUCAGUGGGAGAGGAAGAAGAAUUAAGAACGGGUAAAAGAAAGUCAAAGAACAAGAAGAAGAAGAGGUAAAAAUGGAAAGGGAAGAGGAGGCAGGAGAAAUACAGGAAAUUCACAGCAGAAAGGAAAAUAAAUUAGAGGAAUGACUGUAGAAAAAUACAAGUAAGAGUGACUCGAAUAAUCAAAAGGUUAAAAUUAGAAAGCAAUUCUGGGAAAGUAGAGCAUUCCAAGAAUUAUGAAAUAGAGAUGUGGAAGGUAGAGGCUUUCUGAGACUAUGGUUUUGUUUUUCCAUAUUCCUGUUAUCUAUGGACAAAUACCUUGUCUUGCUCAAUCCUGAGCUUUCGUGGACGGUGUAGGCUGCCGCCACCCUAAAAGUGGCCCAUCUUGGCCAUUAACUGCCUCCAGGAGGUGCUGGUACCGCAUUAACCACUCACUGGUCCCUGGCUUUUAGCAGGUUUUGCAGGUUUAUGUUCCAGGUUGUGUUUCUUCUAGAAAUAUAUCUCCCCUGCCAUUGCUUAGGUAUCAAUAACCAAAUUUGUAGGAAGUUGUAAAAAUCUGGCUAAAGAAUACAUAUAACGGCUGCUUGGUUAUGACAAAAUGUACAGGAAGAUAAUGUUUUGGGGUUCUUGGACCCGAGAUCUGACUUGUGUGAACAGAGGCUUCCCCAUCCAUCCAAGCAAAAUGUGCUGGAUACCAGCUCAGUGUCCUACAACUCGACUCAUUCCUGACAUUGCCCAUCUGGAUACAGUGUCAGAUCCUCUCAGGUAAGGGCUCGGUCCCACAGGGCUGCUGCUCUCACCACUUCAGAUGCCAGCCACAAGCCCAGGUUGCUACCUAUGCUUCCAAUCUAUCGGCUACGGGUUGGAGGUUCCAUGACCUCCUCCUUGGAUUCGAUUAAUUUGCUAGAAAACGUCACAGAACUCAGAAAAACAUUUUACUUACUAGAUCACUGGUUUAUUAUAAAAGGAUAUAACUCAGGAAAAGCCAGAUGGAAGAAGUGCACAAGAGAAAGGACACGGAACCCCCAUGGACUCUAUGGGUACACCACUCUCCCCAAAUCUCCGCCUGUUCACCAACCUCUAAAUUCUCCUCAACUCCAUCCUUUUGAGGUUUUAUGGAGGCUUCAUUGCAUAGGCACAAUGGAUGAAUCAUUGGCCCUUGGUGACUGAAAUCCAUUACCAGCCCUUCCCUCUUUCCCAGACGUGGGAAAGGCAGGGCUUGAAAGUUCCAACCCUCUAAUCACAUGGUUGGUUCUCCUGGUAUCCAGCUCCUGACCUUAGACGGGGUCCAAAUGUCACCCAUUAACAUAACAGAGGAUGCCUUUUUGCUUUCAUCACUUAGGAAAUUUAAGGGUUUUAGGAGCUCUGAGACAAAACUAGGGAUGAAGACCAAAUUGAUAUUUCUAUGGCAAAUCAGAAAUUAGAUAAAAGAUGGUUCUGUUCAAAUUCUGACAGUGUUGUAAGGAAUGCUUUACAAUGAAGAAAAGAAACAAAAUGGAAAAAAAUAACUGGGAGACAAGAAAAUGAAAGUGGCAACCCUCCCCAAGUUUUAUCUUAGAGUAGUUACACUAAAUUCAGAUGAUGUCAUAGAUUUUGUCUCACAUUUCACCAGGGGAUUAUUUCCAUGUGAUUAUGGGCAGACUAGCAAAAAAUGAAAGCAGACUUAACACUCUUAGUAAUAUCUCUUCUCAUGGUAAUUUGUCCUCCUGUGCAUUCAUUCUAGAAAUUGCAGGACGACCAUCACUGCAUAAAUAUAUUUUCUCUUAGACAACAGAGCUUUUAUAUCCCAGUUGUGCUCUGAAUUCAUACCCAGAGAGUAGCAAAACCUACAAAUUUCCACUCUGUACACUCUUGAUUUAUCUGUAUUUUUAGAGAUAAAUUAUUCUCGACAUUUAUGUUCAUCCUGUUGUCCCCCCAGAACCCGGGUUCUGUGCCCCCAUGGACCUCAUGGGUAGGCUAUGCCAGGUGCGAUCAGGGUACAAGUGAUCUCCCUGUUCCAGGGUCAGGUUGCCUGGCUCAGGCCAAAACAGAAAUUGUGAGGCCGAAAGAAAUGGACCAUGCAGUUUGGAGCCACUCAAGUUUCAUUUUAGUAAAACUGCAUCCUGCAAAUGAAACGUCAUAAAGAAUUGCUGACAAAAGAAAAAGAAGAAUAAAUGAGCCUUUGUAUGUACCUUUAUCAGUCAGCAUUCUCCGGAGAAACAGAAUCAGUAAGGAGUACACAUGCACACACGUAUACAUACAUACACCUAUACACGUACACAUACACAUGGGUUUACUUCAAGGAAUUGGCUUAUGAGUUUGUGAGGGUGGCAAGUCCAGAAUUUGUAGGGUAGGCUCUUAAUCUAGAAACUCUCAAGCAGGAGCUAAGAUUCAGUAAUCUUGAGAUUUCUUCUUCUUCCUCAGGGAAACCUCAUUUUGCUCUUAAGUCCACUCAACUGAUCAGAUGAGACCCAUUUAUGUUACUGAGGAUCAUCUCUUUAAAGUGAACUGACUGUAGAUGCUAACCACACCUACAGAAUCCCUUCAUACAACACCUAGAUUAGGGUGUGGUUUUUUUAAUUGGAGUAUAAUUGCUUCACAAUGUUGUACAAUUACAUGAAUCAGCUAUAAGUAUACAUACAUCCACGCCCUCUUGAGCCUCCUUCCCACCCCUCUAGGUCCUCUUACAGCACCAAGUUGGGCUCCCUGUGUUAGAUAGUGGCUUUCCACCAGCCAUCUAUUUUCCUGUGGUAGUUUUAGAGUUUGAUUGAAUAACAAGGUAAAAGUGUCACUGUACUCAGUUCACAUUCAACUGUUGUCCAAUAUUCAGACUCAAAGAAGAAACAUCCUCAACUCACCAUCGGUAUCAAUAAAAAACAAGUCACUAUUGCUCAUAUAGUUUUGUUUUCUUUUUUUACUUUAUCAUAGCAUAAUUAAUAUAUACUAGUGUUUUUGUUCAGUCACUGCAUCAUGUCUGACUCUUUUGCAACCCCAUGGAUUGUAGCCUGCCAGGCUCCUCUGUCUGUG